This is a messenger RNA of Cajanus cajan (pigeon pea), 2121 nucleotides long. RefSeq names its product pentatricopeptide repeat-containing protein At4g21705, mitochondrial. The record is from RefSeq and is a predicted model, not a curated record. NCBI's taxonomy places the organism in Eukaryota, Viridiplantae, Streptophyta, Magnoliopsida, Fabales, Fabaceae. Gene Ontology annotation, molecular function: protein binding. Gene Ontology annotation, cellular component: mitochondrion.
CCGCCAAGACAAGUUCCCACUUGGCAACCUGCUUUUACGCGCGUCUUUGCUCUGUUCAGGUUCCGCAACCUCGCUUCCUUCCCAUUUGAACGAACACUUGGUCUUCGUUUGGCAAUGUCGUUAACGGCGUCUCGAAACCUCGCCGCAACGUUUCUGCGACGAUUCUCCGCAGCCACAAGGGGCCCAAAAAACCUCUAUUCCCGAAUCAGCCCCCUCGGAGACCCUUCCGUGAGCGUUGUCCCCGUUCUCGACAGGUGGAUCCAACAAGGUAACGCCGUUAACGGCCUCGAGCUUCAACGCAUCGUCAAAAUCCUCCGCACCAACAAGCGCCUCACCCAAGCACUCGAGGUUUCUGAGUGGAUGAGUAGCAAAGGGCUAUGCCCAAUUUCCUCGGGUAACCAAGCGGUGCAGUUAGAUCUCAUUGGUAGAGUUCGUGGAGUGGAGAGUGCGGAGAGUUAUUUCAACAGUUUGAGUGAUAGAGACAAAACUUUCAAGGCUCACGGUGCCCUUUUGAAUUGUUAUGUGAGGGAAGGAUUGGUUGAAAUGUCACUCUCGCAGAUGCAGAAGAUGAAGGACAUGGGUAUGGUUUCCCUUCUCAAUUACAACAACAUAAUGUGGCUCUACACGCACACCCAACAACUUGAGAAAGUCCCUGGUGUCUUGGCCCAGAUGAAAACCGAUGGUGUUUCUCCAAACAUCUUCAGCUACAGGAUUUGCAUAAACUCUUAUGGCAUGCGAGGCGACCUCGCGAAUGUGGAGAAACUGUUGGAGGAGAUGGAGAGUGAACCCCACAUUGGCACAGAUUGGAUGACAUAUUCUAUGGUGGUGAAGUUCUACAUAAAAGCAGGCAUGAAGGAGAAGGCUCUGGUUUUCCUGAAGAAGUGUGAGGAAAAAGCAGACAAGCGCGACGUGCUUGCCUACAACCAUCUGAUAUCACACUAUGCAGGUCUUGGGGGCAAGGGGGGCAUGAUGAGAGUUUGGAGGCUCCAGAAAGCCAACUGCAAGAAGCAGCGUAACAGGGAGUAUAUAACCAUGUUGGGUUGUUUGGUGAAGCUUGGGGAGCUUGAUCAAGCUGAAAAAGUACUUGCCGAGUGGGAGUUAUCUGGUAACACUUGUGAUUUCAGAGUGCCUAACGUCCUCCUCAUAGGGUAUUCCCAGAAGGGAAUGGUUGAGAAGGCAGAAGCAGUGCUGCGAAGUUUGGCCGCAAAAGGAAAGACACCGACUCCCAACAGUUGGGGCAUCAUUGCAUCUGGGUAUGUAGACAAGGAGAACAUGGAGAAGGCAUUUCAGUGCAUCAAGGAAGCUCUGGCUGUGCUAGACCAGAACACACGUUGGAGACCAAAAGUUGAUGUCGUGUCCAGCAUUUUCAAUUGGGUCACUAGUAACAGAGAUGUAGGGGAAGUGGAAGAUUUUGUUAAUUCAAUGAAGACUGUGAAUUCAAUGAAUAGGGACAUGUAUCUGUCUUUGAUCAAGAUGUACGUUAGAUGUGGGAAGGAUUUAGAUGGGAUUUUAGAGAGUAUGAAAGCUGAUAAUAUAAACCUCGAUGAAGAAGAAAUUAAGGAAAUCUUAGCUCACAAUUAAGGUUUUAGAAAAGUUUCGUAACCACAAUAGCCGCUGUAAUGUCGAAGUUUCUGGACUCUUCACAAUUACAUCAUGAUUCUGAUUGCAACAGUACUGUAAUUGCAACUGCAAUCACAAUUGAAAACCUUGCUCUAGAUUGCAGUUAUAUUCUUAUUUUUUCCUCCCUCCGUUUUUUUAGUCUUGCAAUCAUUUCAGUGCUCAAUGAGGUAGAUGGCGUGAUCCUAAAACAGCAUUGUUUGUGUUUAGAUAUUCAAAUGUUGUUUUUGUCGCUAUAGGUCAGUGCUGCAAUCCAAAGAAGAUUGGACAGAUGUUGCAAUGUUUGGAUGUACUGUUAAUCGAAGAAUUAGGUGGUAAGGUUGCGGUGACCAUUUUAAAACUUUUCUAAGUCCUGGCUACUAGAAAUAAAUAAAGGUAUUACAUGUAUCCUUAAUGUUUAAACAGUCAUGUAAGGUGAAAGUCCAAAAUACCUGCAAAAUGCUUCAGAUUUUGUUUAAUGUAUCUUAAAAUAUUUUUAUAAUAUAUCAUGUAAUUCAUUAGUUA